Nymphaea colorata (pocket water lily) is the source of this 1328-nucleotide messenger RNA. RefSeq names its product protein DEEPER ROOTING 1-like. Lineage: Eukaryota; Viridiplantae; Streptophyta; Magnoliopsida; Nymphaeales; Nymphaeaceae. Gene Ontology annotation, biological process: gravitropism; regulation of growth. The coding region runs from base 270 to 1133 and encodes 287 amino acids. The transcript is spliced from 5 exons. The record is from RefSeq and is a predicted model, not a curated record.
CUUGCACCAAGCCGGGGAGUGCUGCUGCCUUGUCUAGUCUAAUGGAUUUCAUUACCACCAUGCUCCCCUAUAUAUUUCCUGUUCGCUUUCGUACCAUCCUUCAUUCCAUGAACAUCUAAAAGAGAAAGAAAGGAAGGAGACUUCUCUUGCUUCUUUCCGAGCAGCGGUUCUCAUCAUCCUCAACGACUACAUUCUCCUCUUUGUUCAAGCAACCAUAAGCUGUUAUAAUUGGUUGAUUCAAGCGGUUAAUCCUUUCCAAGAAGGCACAAAUGCGGAUCUUAAAUUGGGUGCACCAGAAGCUGAACGCACGGCAUACCAGCAAGAAAUCGACGCUUCAAGAUGCCUGCAUCAACAGUCACAAAGCUAGCAAGGAUGGUGAUUGUGAAACAAUUUCUUCUAAGCACGGAGACCUCAAAAAUUGGCAACAUGGGCUGCUGACGAUCGGAACAUUUGGGAAUUUGGAGAAUGAUGAACAAAGCAUGGAAGACUGUAAACACCAUGAAAAUCCUUCUUCCCCUCAUGAUGAUCUCACGGAGUUCACUUUGGAAGAGGUGGGGAAGCUUAAACGAGAGCUAACAAAAUACUUGGCACUUAAGCACUCUACGCGAGCCCUUGAUCAGGAUGCGAAAUCAAAGGAAGCGGUACCCAAGAACGACUGCCCUCUGAACAAAUUUCUGAAUUGCCCUUCGACUUUAGAGUUUGACUGGGAGAGCUGCCCGCAAGUUGCUGGUGAGUCAGCUGGAGAAAAUGAAGGCCAAGAUGAUCACAGUAUUGUUGCAAGUAAGUCAAUGGAUGUUAGUAGCAGCAGCACUAGGCUCAGCCGAAGAUCAUUCUCAUUCUUAUUGAAGACCAUGUUCACAUGUCAAGGCGGAUCUGGACCAAUUCCAAGCCUAAGAGAACCACCAAUGCUGCGGUCGAGGAUGGAGAAGUUGCUCAAAGUAAUCCUUCGUAGUAGGAUUGGCCGCCCCAGUUCUACAUCAUCUGGGAACAAGUUCAUCCAGUGCAAAUCAGUGUCCGAAAUGGAUCCAGAAGAAGAAAGAAAAUCCCAGGACAGUGAGAAAUGUAAAGGGGUCAAGGCAGACUCUGAAUGUUGGGUUAAGACAGACUCUGAAUUUAUCGUCUUGGAGAUGUAGACGUGGGAAGACUGAAGCAAUGCCAGACCUACUUUUCAAGUCUGCUAUGGGUCUAAUGUCAAAUUGUUCGGAGUUCUGGACACUGUUGGAAUUCAGAAAGGGAAUGCAUUGAAGAAUGCAUUUAGGCUUUUCUCCCAAGUUAAGAUCUGUGCAAGUGUAUCCUCUCCAUGAGUGUAUCAUCAAGCUGCAAUACUG